Paramormyrops kingsleyae is the source of this 1042-nucleotide messenger RNA. NCBI's taxonomy places the organism in Eukaryota, Metazoa, Chordata, Actinopteri, Osteoglossiformes, Mormyridae. The record is from RefSeq and is a predicted model, not a curated record.
GAGAAUAGAAAUGAGAGAGACAGUGAAGGUCCAGAGGAUGUGGAAGUGAGGGUCAGUCUGCACAGGUCUGGGCUCAGUGACACACACACGUAUGGAUCCUCUGAUGCUCCUGUUUCUUCUCAUUGCUGGGCUCACAGGUGCUGACAGUGUGUCCUCAGUGAGACGGGUGACUGUACAGAGUGGAGGAUCUGUCACCAUCCCAUGUUUAUAUGAAGACACAUAUAAAAACCAUGUGAAAUACUGGUGCAGAGGACGUGAAUGGCAGUCAUGUACUCCCAUAGUACGGACUGACUCUCCACAGAAGAAGGGUGACGUGUCAAUCAGAGAUGACCCUGACCAGCGAGUCUUCACUGUGACCAUGAACAAUCUGACAACUGAGGAUGCUGAUUAUUACUGGUGUCAUGUGGAGAUCAGGGGACAUUCAGAUGUUGGAGAAUGGUUUACACUGUCAGUCACUGAUGGUUCCCCAAGGCUGUCAGUGGACCAACAGGAGGUGACUGGUGUGGAGGGAGACAGUGUCAGUGUUCAAUGUCGCUAUGGAGACCGUAGCAGGGAGAUGAAGUGGUGUAAGAUCGGGGGCUCCUGUGUAUCAGGGAAUUCUAGGAGUUUGGAUGGGAGGCCUGUGGAGAUCGGAGUUGACAGAGUAAAUAAAGUCUUCAGUUUGACAAUGUGGGGACUGGAGAGGAAGGACACAGGCUGGUAUUGGUGUGAUGAUAGAUUCCAGCAGAUUCCAGUUCAUAUUACUGUCAAUCAGCUAAGGUGGGAGCAGAUUCUGGGUGCAGUACUGAAAGCUGGGACUGGUGUGUUUUAUCUGAUUUGCACCAUCAUCGCCAUUCAGCUGCACCGGAGCUCCUGCAGAAAGAGGGGAUCCAAUCAGAGAGAGGAAGAGGGAGGGGCCAAUACAAACCAUGGGUCUUAGGAAAUUCUGAUUUGAUAUACAAGCUUGUCAAUCCUGUUAAAAUGACUAACAUGCACCCUCUGUUAGUGCAAAUAAAUGGACAAACCCAAGGCUGUGUCAGUAGAUUUAUGCUGUGCUUGUAUG